This is a messenger RNA of Anneissia japonica, 5985 nucleotides long. RefSeq names its product rho GTPase-activating protein 24-like. Gene Ontology annotation, biological process: signal transduction; activation of GTPase activity. The transcript is spliced from 6 exons. Bases 53 to 2095 code for a protein of 680 amino acids. Gene Ontology annotation, molecular function: GTPase activator activity. The record is from RefSeq and is a predicted model, not a curated record. Lineage: Eukaryota; Metazoa; Echinodermata; Crinoidea; Comatulida; Comatulidae.
CGAUAGGGCAGUAGUGUGGGAUAGAUCGACAUCACUGGGAAAUACUGUUAAAAUGUUUUUGCACGACAUACACAGGCCCUCUAAGAUGCGAAUCCAUGCGCCGCUGCAAUAUCGCAAGAAGACCAUGGAGAAUUUUAGCGUGCACAGUAAAUUGAAGAAGUUUUUUAGGCCAACGCCGCAGCCCCCAGCAUUACCACCUAAAGACAGGCCAAUGAUUGUUCCACCCCCUCUACCAAGGAUCAGGCGUCCAGUGCCUAAGCCCCCUCGGAUUGUACAUAAAACCCAAGUCACAGCUAAAGUCAGCACUAAGCUUUCGUUUGCUGUGCAACGACAUAACAUGACUGAAUGUCGUCCGUUCAGUCCCUCAAGCAUUUUGCAUCAGGGCUGGCUUAAGAAGCAAGGAGGCGUUAUAAAAUCAUGGCAACGGCGGUUCUUUGUCCUAGCUGAGGAUCAUAUGUACUACUACCAACGAGAAGAUGAAACAAAACAUUUAGGAGCGAUUCCGCUGAAAGGCAACAAGGUUUUCAAACAUCCCCACAAUCCUGAUGACCCGAAGUUCUUAUUUGAGAUUUCACAGGGUGAGGGGCAUACUGGUAGGAUGGCUGGAAACCAUGACACCUUCCUUCUAAUGGCAGCCACACAGAUUGACAUGGACAACUGGAUACAGGCAAUCCAGCGAGUCAUGUACGCUAGAGUUGGUGGAGGUGUAUUUGGUCAAAGCUUACUGGAUAUUAUUACGAAUGAGAGUACAACUUCGACAAAGACGAUUCCUUCCAUUGUGGAGCAGUGCGUCAAGUACAUAUCAGAAAAUGGUCUAAAAGAAGAGGGUAUUUUCAGGUUGGCAGGGCGGUCCAGCAUGAUAAAGACGUUGCAGGAUUCAUUUGAUGCUGGGGAUAAACCAGAUUUCGACAGGGAGCGUGUUGAUAUACACACAGUUGCAUCACUGUUGAAACUCUACCUACGUGAAUUACCAGAACCAGUUAUUCCAUGGGCACACUACGACGAUAUUAUGAACGGUAUCAGAUUGUACCUUCAAAAUCCAGAACAGGGUCGAAAAGAACUUAUAAAGCAACUUGCACUCCUACCGCGUACCAAUUACAAUCUCUUGCGCUACAUGUGCGAUUUCCUACACAGCGUUUCCUUACACGAAGAAAAAAAUAAGAUGAAUGUGCAAAACAUCGCAACAGUUUUCGGACCAAAUAUAAUUCGGCCAAAUACCGACAGUCCAGCAUCGCUGAUGCAGUCAACCACACUUAGUCACAAGUUUGUACAUUUGAUUAUUGAAAAGCAUAAGGAAAUGUUUCCUCCAAAUGAUAUGAUUGAUUUCACGGCAAAUACAACACCUCCAUUAACUAAAUUAAUCCCAAUUCAGCCGUACUCUCAACCACACAUUCCUGUUGCACCUCCAAGGAAAAAGUCGGCAAAUCCGCACCUUGACCUUAUCAAAGAAGUAAAGGUCAAUGACCAUAAUUUAAACAAAGUUGAUGAAGGAAAGCUGAUUGAUAUUGAUGAUCCGCCAGUUAUUCGACGAGAAAAGUUCAAAACGAAAAGUCCCAGCAUUGAUGAAAUGUUUACCGUGAGUCAGGAGGUUUCCACAAGCUUGGAUCAAAUGGUAAUAAAGAGGUCUACCUCCCAAGCACAUUACGCUAAGCCAUUCUCAAAUCGCAAUAACUCUAUUCACAUUGAGGAUGAAACAUUUCUACUUGAUGGGGCCUCGUUUGAGGAUCCCAUGCAAUUUCAUUCAAAUGGGGUUGUGAAUGAUCAUAAGCAUUUCCUUCCGGAACGGCCGCCGAAACCACUUCAGAGCAAUAAUGCUGGUAACGUUGAUUUUUCACAAAGUAUCCCUGAUGUCGCACCUGUGAUUGAUCGCACACUCACUUACGAGCACCUUCAACAACAGGUGGAAGUUUUAAAGUUGGAGUUAAAAAGACAAAAAGAAGAACAUGAACAGAAAUUACACAAAAUGGAAAUGAAGUACGCUGCCCUGGAAAUAAAGUUCCUUAACGAGGAAUCUGCUAGAAAGUCAGCGGACGAACGUAACCGACACCUUCUCCAACGAGUGAAUACAUUCUAUGCAGAAUAUGGCCCAAAGUAACAUUGACCCACAAGCUACGUAUCAAAUUAUCGGAGAAGAUUAAUAUCGUACCUGUACCAGUGACAGAGUAAUUGAGAUGCUGUUACUAAUGAGGCUUGUAGAGACUGGUAUAUAAUAGAUUUUACUAUUACUUUACUUACACUUAAGACUGUGUUCAUGUAGCAACAUGAACGAAAGUGUAAACUUAUUAUUGCUGUAAAUUAAUUUGCUUCAAAUCUAAUCAUUGAAAAAAAUUGUAAAGAUGAUUUGGAAUUUAUUUUUUAUCAAAUUCAAUUUUUGAUAGAAUAAAUAAUUAUGUAUUUUUGUAAAAAUUAUUUUUUGGAUAUUUUUUUAGAAUAGCUGAAAUAUUUGCCUUAUCAAGAAACUAAUAUCUUAUACUGUGAUUAUGCCUUCUUUACUUUAAUUGAUUGUAGCAUAUUAUAUCAAAUGUAACAACCAAAAGAAUGUAUGGAAACUUGUCAAUAUUGUCCAAUACCGGCAUCAAUUAUGCUUUGUUACUCUUACUCAUAGUGAGAAAAAUGUUGUAAUACAUUCCACAGCCAGUGAUUGGGCAAAAUCUCUGUAAUGAUAUGUUAGAGUAGGCUACAUACAUACAGUAUGUACGAAAGAAACCAGGGAGUGAUUCUCCUAGUCUGACUAAAAAGUAACAUCUGUGGUGAGUCGAAUGGCCGAGCGGUUAGCAGGGGCACCGCAAGCUAUAGCCAUAAUAUCAGUGCUGGUUCACACGACACGUUCGCCUAUGGUUCUGGUGGUAGAACAAGUUUUCUUGGAUAAAUAAACCGUAGGCCCAGUGUAUACAAUGGCUCGUGUGCACUAUAAAGAACCCAGUACAUCCUUCGAGACGAGUAGAGGGAUACCCCAGUGUACUGAAACAGACAGCCCCUGUGGUGGACGACGAGAGUUGCUGGUACCGGGUUACCGGGUAGCACAGACACGAAGGGACCCUUAGGGGCAAAGAAAGUCAUUGAUUGAGUUCCUAAUCCACAUAUCUAGCGCCCUGAGCAUCUUAAAUUAGAUGGAUAUGUGCGCUAUAUAAAACUGCAUUAUUAUUAUUUAUUAUAAUCCCUACCCUCUAUUCUGCCGUCUUCAAAAUCUUUUAUUCUUUCACUGCUUUCUUUCACUGCUUUAUAAUCUUUUCUAUAUCUGGAUAUAUCUAUUGAAAAUUUUUUAUAUGUAUAUAUAUGCUUGUAUAUGUAACUGUAAAAUAUUUUUACUACUACUUUUACUAUUUCUACUCUAGGCUAUAAAAUACUGAUGAUAAAACCUCAUAACUCCACUCUAUUAUGAAGGGGUGGAUUUACACAUGCCCCUUCCCCCAUUCUACCACUUCCAUUUGUAAUUUUUCAACAAAAAAUACAAAAUGGAAUAUAAAGACAAAAUGUUACAAUAUAAACAGCAUAAACUAAACAUUUAUUAUGCAUCUAUUAAGAGUUGUUUUGGGAGGAUUCUGCUCAACCCACUAUCCCCAUGCUAGCACACCUUACCUUAUACUAUUUUGAGAAAGUUCCCCUCUCAUUUAAAAAAUCCUGGAUCCACUAAUGCUCUGUGUGAGCAAAAUUCAGAUAGCGGUGCUUCGGAGCUUGCAUUGUGUUAAUUCAUGGCAUCCUGAUGCGACUUGGAUACCAAUAGUUCUGUGUUUUGAUUUUUAUUUUGUAGAAUAUGGUUGAUUCUGUUUAAUGCUCUGAUAUUUGUGCUUUUGUAAUGACGCUAUGAAGUUAAAUUUAAUUAUAAAUGAAAUGAAAUUAAUACAUGUAUUAAUUAGUAAUAAUAUCGUUAGAAUUUGUAAAGGACCUUUUUGCCUUAUAACAUAGUACUUUUUCUGCAGAAAAUUAUUGAAAUUUCAAAAAAAUAGUUAUUUUCCAAACUCCCCGCAAAGUUGCACUGUAAGUUGCACACUCAGUUACACUGUAUAUUCAUUGUUUUCAGUCAACAAGAUUUUUGGUAUCAACAAGCAGAAAGGUACCUAAUGUUAUCACUUACAUUAAAAAAAUGCACAAAUUAAGUUGUGUUUUUUUCAUGAAAACAAAAAAAAAUAAAAUAUGUACUGCGCACACUUGUUGUUACAAACUUGUUUUUAUAUAUUAUAGAAUACAAGAGUGUUUCACAUCAACAUCUGUCUGCAAUAAACUGUCUACUUUGUGUUUUUUUCAUAUUGUUAGCAAUAAUAUAAAUAAUUAGUGAAUGUUUAUAUAGUGCAUACAACUUGUUUUGUAACAACAGCAAACCUGUAACUAAUAAUAGUAUAUUAUAAUAAUGCUAAUACAGUAAUAAUAAUAAUAAUGAUAAUAGCAAUAAGAAUAAUUAUACAGCAGUUCACACACAGCCAUCAGUUAUGUGUGUAUAUGUAUGAUAUAAUAAAACUAUUUUUAUGAUUCAUUUUGUGCAUAUGAAAUGUGUGUAUAAUGUAACAUAGGUGAGUUCACUUGUAUAAUAAUGCAUGAUGUGUAUGUGUUUAUAUAAUGUAAAUCUGUGACUAUUGUAAAACAGCAUUCCUGAAUGCAUGGUUUUAUGAAAAAGCAGUAUCAAAAACUAUUGUUAUACAGGUAGAAAUACCUGGGAAUAAAUAUAUACCUCUUUUGGUUUGCAGUGGCUUAUCUAGGAUUAUUGAUAUUGCAGGAGGGGUGGGGGGUUGGAUGGUUAAGUAAGGGGAUGUUAGCUGGCAAAAUAAGGUUAUAUGAGGUGAUUACUAAUACUUAAACAAAGUUUGCUUAGCUCAGAUUUUGUUUUUACUGUUGUUUAGAUAAAUCAGGUCAUAAACAUAGGAUUUAGGACCAAGAACAUAAUCUUUAAAAUAAUCUGGGUUUGGUUAAUUCAUUUUUAGUAAUUAUUAAUAACAAAAAUAAUAAUUUCUAUUACAUCAAUAAUAUACUUAAUUAGAAAUAUGCAAUGUAGUUGUCUUUAUAUACGGGAUAAUAUACAAUAAAGUAUAAUACAUACUCCAAGUAUUGAAAUGCACGCCAUCGUAUUGGGAUUCAAUAUUUAGACAUUAAUUAUGUCAUCAUCAGGAAUGAUGAUAAUAUACAAUUGAGUGCUUCUUGAAAGUGCCUAUUAUGAUGUGAUGAAAUGAAUGCAAAGAGAAAAAAUAUGUAAACUGUCCUUGUUAUUGAUAAAAUAUUACCAAUAGAGGGCUCAAUUUCUACAACAAACCUUAUUUCAGAUGGUUGAUAUUAAUACUUCUAAUCUCCUGUUUUAGGAAAUAAUGCAUGUUCAUACUGUAUAUACUCAUCUGGUUUAUCAUAUUUUUUCCGGGCCAAGUAUGAUAAUUCUUUUAAGGUAAAGGUGUGUGUUAUAUCACCACUCAUUAUCAUCUACCAAAAGUAUGCAUUGUUUUAUCUUCAUAAUUGGUCACUUUGGACUACAUCGCACAUAAUAUUGAUAACUUUAAUUCAACCUUACUAGUAUUCCCAGGGCCCUAGAGGCCAUUGUUGUUAACAUGCUCACCUUCAAGUUUGUCCCAGGGAAAGAAAUUAUUUUUGCUAUUAAAUAUUUAAUUUGCGCUGAAAUUUCAAUACAUUUUUGUGAAAAAGAGUGAUUUUCAUAACCAUACACAAAUUAUUUUAAGUUCCUUGUAUGGUCACACAUCAGGAUAGUCAUACAUCAGGAUACCCAUGCAUAGAUCAGAUUAUUAAAAUGAUUUUAUUUUUGUUAAUGGUGUAUUUUUACUAAUAACAAAAAUGUUUACUUUUAAUACUCAAAAUCAGGUAACUCAUAAUAAUAUUAUAAUUAAUAUUCAACCAUUUAUAUGAUAGCUAAUCACUUUUUUAAUACAUGUAUAAUACAGUAGAAUAUAUAAAAUGAAUUUUCAUUUCUAGAAAUUUGGGACUCAGUAUUGUAGUGUGUAAAUUAUUUAUCUAUUUCGAUAUUAAUAUAUUCAUUAUCAUAGUCAUACA